AUGAUAUAUGGGCGAGAACCGAAAUUACCAUUCGAUCAUCAACAUCCGCUAGUAUCAAUCCAACAAGAUCCGGAUCAUCUGAAUAAAUUGAGCAGUUAUCUAACUAGUAUGGUCAAGGAAGCACAAAAGAAUAUCCUGGAACAACAGCAAAAAUCAAAAAACCGUUAUGAUAGAAAUCGAUCCGAUCCACAAUAUCGGAUCGGCGACUUAGUUCUUAUAAAGAAAAUUAAUGCUCGAAAUAAAUUUGACAUCAGGAAUGAAGGGCCGUUUCGAAUCAUUGAAAAAUUGGCACAAAAAACGUAUGUCGUUCAGCAUGUUAAAAACCUGGAUAUAAAACGACAAGUUAUUAGCGAUGUCAUCGUACCAUUAUUUGAACGUCCAAGAUUGACAUCUAAAACUAAAGAUGAUCAACGUUCUGUCAAACUGAAAAAAUGCAUUCACGAUAAUGUGAAUAAAUGGAAUCAUUUUAUUGUUAUCCACAUAAAAAUUCAUUUGGAAUUACUUUUAUUUUAUUAUUAUAACUGA
Didymodactylos carnosus is the source of this 525-nucleotide messenger RNA. The record is from the annotation of a GenBank genome assembly. Lineage: Eukaryota; Metazoa; Rotifera; Eurotatoria; Philodinida; Philodinidae.